Molecule: messenger RNA, 1941 nt
Organism: Dioscorea cayenensis subsp. rotundata (Guinea yam)
Lineage: Eukaryota; Viridiplantae; Streptophyta; Magnoliopsida; Dioscoreales; Dioscoreaceae
Product: protein TIC 55, chloroplastic
Exons: 3
Coding region: 92-1717 (541 amino acids)
Biological process (GO): protein targeting to chloroplast
Cellular component (GO): chloroplast
Molecular function (GO): chlorophyllide a oxygenase activity; 2 iron, 2 sulfur cluster binding
Source: RefSeq, a predicted model, not a curated record
GAAGAGUGUAGGAAAAAAAAAACCCACAACCCAUUCAAAACCUACUCUAAACACACCUCCCCACUAUCCCUCCUCUUCUUCAUUCUCAAAAAUGGCCCUUUUUCAUCCCACGGCAUUCACAUCUCUCUGCCUCUUCUCCAAUCAAAGAAGAACACUUAAUUCCUCUCUUGUACCAAAAACAUCCCAUGCACACACUAGUAACAUAUCAAGACCUCUAGUAUUGGAUAAGAGGAUAAAGAGAAGGUUUGGGCAAGUGUGUUGUGCAGCAUUGGCUGAAGGUGUUCAAGAGAAACAAGCACAAAUACCAGUGGAGGCUGAACAAGAUAAUAUAUCAAAUGAAAAGUAUGACUGGAAGGAGGAGUGGUAUCCACUUUACCUUACUAAGGAGGUCCCUGACGACGCUCCGCUCGGCCUCACCGUCUUCAACAAACAACUAGUUCUUUAUCGGGAUGGUGCCGGUGUCUUGCGGUGCUAUGAAGAUCGAUGCCCGCACAGAUUAGCAAAACUUUCAGAAGGGCAGUUGGUGGAUGGGACAUUGGAAUGUUUGUACCACGGAUGGCAAUUUGAAGGGGAUGGCCAAUGUGUGAAGAUACCUCAGCUAGAAGAAGGAGCAACAAUACCUCGAGCCGCCUGCGCAAAGAAAUACCACAUCAAAGACUCUCAAGGCGUCGUAUGGGUAUGGAUGUCGGACAAGAACCCUCCAAACACCUGGAAGCUCCCCUGGUUCGAGCACUACGCAAAGCCCGGCUUCACCGACCUUUCCUCCAUCCAUGAGCUCCCCUAUGAUCACUCCAUCCUUCUUGAGAACCUCAUGGAUCCUGCUCACGUCCCCAUCUCCCAUGACCGCACGGAUUUCACUGCCAAACGUGAGGAUGCACAGCCUCUAGGCUUCACCGUGCUUGAAAGAACCUCCAGAGGCUUUUCCGGCAACUGGUGGAGGUCCAAAACUCCGGAUUUAGUGAACAUUCUAAGGUUCGAAGCCCCUUGCGUUUUAUCAAACAACUUGGAGUUCACUGACAAGCAAGGAAUCAAGCAGUAUUUCUCAGCGCUCUUCCUUUGUAGACCAUCAGGGCAAGGGAAAUCAAUGCUGAUUGUGAGGUUUGGGGCAACAAUGAGAUCACCUCUUGUCAAGAUCCUCCCAAAUUGGUACUUGCACCAGAAUGCUUGCAAGGUUUUCGAGCAAGACAUGGGGUUUCUAUCAUCGCAAAACGAGGUGCUAAUGAAAGAGAAAUCACCGACCAAGGAUCUAUACCUGAAUCUCCGAUCGAUCGAUGGUUGGGUGGUGGAGUAUCGGAAGUGGAUGGAUAGGGCUGGGCAUGGGAUGCCUUACUACUUUGGGCACAGCACGGUGAGGAUGCCGGAGGAGCCGGCGGUGGUGGAGCACGCGCCGGCGGGGAUGGUGGCUGCGGUGGCGGCCUCCCCGCCGGCGAAGGGAGGAGUGGGGGCGACCGCGGUGGAGAAUCCGGCAAAUAGGUAUUACAGGCAUGUGGUGCAUUGCAAGGGAUGCAGGGUAGCGGUAAGUAGGUUUGAGGGCUGGAAGAAGGGGUUGGUGAUGGCCGGAGUGGUGGCGGCGGCGAUGGCGGUGCUGGUGAACGGACGGCAGUGGAAGGCGGCGGCGUUGUUAGCGGCGGCGGUGUUGCUCGGUGGAGCGAGUGCGUGCUCGGUGGUGGUUGGGUUGCUUACUACGAACUUCGUGAGGACGCAUCGGAGGAUCUGAUUUCUCAGUCUUGAUAUUUAUAGGUUUUUUUUUUUUAAACUAUUUAGUUAUUAAACACUAUUGUAAAAAACAAGUGAAAAUUACUCUUUUUUUUUCUUUCAAUUUUCUUAUUUAAUGGUUUUUUUUGUGUGGAGAGUCCGGAGACUGGAGUGUGAGUGUAUAUGUAAGGAACACCAGUGGUUUUGAUUAUUACUGUUUUUCUUUAAUUAAUUGUUAUUUUUCUC